AUGAGCGCCUCCGCGUCGGUCGGGGGCCCGGUCCCCCCGCCGCCCCCGGGCCCGGCCGCCGCGUUGCCACCCGGUUCUGCCGCGCGGGCCCUGCAUGUGGAGCUGCCCUCUCAGCAGCGGCGUCUUAGACACCUUCGGAACAUUGCUGCCCGGAAUAUUGUUAAUAGAAAUGGCCAUCAGCUCCUUGACACCUACUUCACACUUCACUUGUGUAAUACCGAAAAGAUAUACAAAGAAUUUUAUAGAAGUGAAGUGAUUAAGAAUUCCUUGAAUCCAACAUGGCGGAGUCUCGAUUUUGGGAUAAUGCCAGACCGUCUUGAUACAUCUGUGUCUUGUUUCGUGGUGAAGAUAUGGGGUGGAAAGGAGGACAUCUACCAGCUUUUGAUUGAAUGGAAAGUCUGUUUGGAUGGACUGAAAUACUUGGGUCAGCAGAUUCAUGCCCGCAACCAGAAUGAAAUAAUUUUUGGGCUGAACGAUGGCUACUAUGGUGCUCCAUUUGAACAUAAGGGAUAUUCAAUUGCUCAGAAGAAUAUUCUUCUUCAGGUGGAUCAGAACUGUGUUCGCAAUUCUUAUGACGUCUUCUCUUUGCUGCGGCUUCAUAGAGCCCAGUGUGCGAUUAAACAGACUCAGGUAACUGUUCAGAAAAUUGGAAAGGAAAUUGAAGAAAAGCUAAGACUCACAUCUACAAGCAAUGAGUUGAGCAAGGUGAUAGAAUGUGUGAGUUUAAAGAGGCUCAUCUUAGAGAGAGAGAUAGAGAGAGAGAGAGAGUAUUUAGGGAAAAAAAUCCUCUUAUACUAUAAACAAGCUGUGGUGAUACAAGAUAAUUGAAGUGCAUUUUCAACUGAGCACCUCAAGCUUCAACUCCAGAAGGAAUCUCUGAAUGAAUUGAGGAAGGAGUGUACUGCGAAAAGAGAACUCUUUCUGAAGACUAAUGCUCAGUUGACAAUUCGUUGCAGGCAAUUACUAUCUGAGCUUUCCUACAUUUACCCUAUUGAUUUGAAUGAGCAUAAGGAUUACUUUGUAUGUGGUGUCAAGUUGCCCAAUUCUGAGGACUUCCAAGCAAAAGACGAUGGAAGCAUUGCUGUUGCCCUUGGUUACACUGCACAUUUGGUCUCCAUGAUUUCCUUUUUCCUACAAGUGCCCCUGAGAUAUCCUAUAAUUCAUAAGGGAUCUAGAUCAACAAUCAAAGAUAAUAUCAAUGACAAACUGACCGAAAAGGAGAGAGAGUUUCCAUUAUAUCCAAAAGGAGGGGAGAAGUUACAAUUUGAUUAUGGUGUCUAUCUUCUGAACAAAAAUAUAGCACAGCUAAGAUAUCAACAUGGACUAGGGACUCCAGACUUGAGGCAAACCCUCCCUAACCUGAAAAACUUCAUGGAGCAUGGACUAAUGGUCAGGUGCGAUAGACACCACACCUCCAGCGCAAUCCCUGUUCCAAAGAGACAAAGCUCCAUAUUUGGAGGUGCAGAUGUAGGCUUCUCUGGGGGGAUCCCUUCCCCAGACAAAGGACACCGAAAACGGGCCAGCUCAGAGAAUGAGAGACUCCAGUACAAAACCCCUCCUCCCAGUUACAACUCCGCGCUAGCCCAGCCUGUUACCGCCAUCCCUUCCGUAGGAGAAUCCGAGAGAAAGACGACAUCUCUGUCCUCCUCCUUGGAUACCUCCUUGGACUUCUCCAAAGAAAGCAAGAAAAAAGGAGCUGACUUGGGUGACAGAUUAAGCGGAGGUCACGUGAGUGUGAACACUAGCCAAGAACAAGAAGGAGCCCUCUCUGGACUCCCAGCCGCCGUCAACGGCGCUCUCCUGCCCAGCGAGCAGGCUGGCUCCUCCGGCGUCCGGCUCCCGGGGGCAUUCCUCCCGGUGCCGGAGGCCGAGCUCUGCUGUACUGUGGAGCAAGCGGAAGAGAUCAUCGGGAUGGAAGCCACGGGUCUCACCUCGGGCGAUCAGCUAGAAGCCUUUAACUGCAUCCCGGUGGAUAGCGCCGUGGCAGUGGAGUGUGACGAACAAGUCCUGGGAGAAUUUGAAGAGUUCUCCCGAAGGAUCUAUGCACUGAAUGAAAACGUGUCCAGCUUCCGCCGGCCACGCAGGAGCUCUGAUAAGUGA
Puma concolor (puma) is the source of this 2100-nucleotide messenger RNA. NCBI's taxonomy places the organism in Eukaryota, Metazoa, Chordata, Mammalia, Carnivora, Felidae. The record is from RefSeq and is a predicted model, not a curated record.